This is a messenger RNA of Porites lobata, 3313 nucleotides long. Lineage: Eukaryota; Metazoa; Cnidaria; Anthozoa; Scleractinia; Poritidae. The record is from the annotation of a GenBank genome assembly.
AUGCCUGUUCAGACGUACAGCGUACCACUAGUUUUACCUAGUCUCCGAAGAGAAGAAUCGAUCAACCAGAUAGUAGACUCGUUGGAAUAUUUGGAGCAAGUAUCAAAGGAUAUUUUCACUCGAAUCAGCAAUCGAGUUGCCGAAAAUAAGGAACGGCUAGCCGCAAUUAACCACAGGGCAGAUUUAGCUCAGGCUCGGAUUGACAAAAUAAAAGGAAUCAAGAAAGCGACCAGGGUCUUUUCAAGCGCAAAAUAUCCAGCCCCGGACAAACUGCAGCCCUAUGAGACGCUGUACUCUGAGCAAAACGAACUGGCAGAGUUGAAACGUCAAAGUUACGAUCUUAUCUCGAAGUUCACCCCCGUAGAUGAACACACCCUGAAGGAUAAACUGCAGUUUUAUAAUGUUCACCUGAAUAUCAAAAAGAAGCAAGAUGAAAUGAAAGGGGAAGGACUUGGAUCACUGCCAAGGAAUCUGCACUCAGUUAGUUCUCUGUUACUGUUCAACACCACAGAAAAUCCUUACAAGAAAUAUGUGAUGUUGGAUCCCCUCGCUGGGGCUGUAACGAAGACCAGGAGUAAUUUAGAGGAGGAAGAGGAAGACAUUGGUGCUGCCCCCAUAUCAAUCACUCAAGGAGAGGCGUUGGACCGGCUGUCAAUGCAAAACUAUUUUUAUGUGCCAAAUCUGGGGGAUGUUCCCGAGAUAGAUGUUCCUGCAUAUUUACCAGAUCUACCAGGAAUUGCUGAUGAUGUUUCUUACAGGUAAGGAGAUUACAGUGGAACCUUGAUAUAACAAACCUCUAUAUAACAAAGUCCUCAGUAUAGCGAACAGAUUUUGCCAGUCCCUUGGCCCUUCAUUAUAUCAAGGUUCCAUUGUACAAUAAUUAUUGUUACUAAACAGUUUUGAUUUUUAUUUUUGAUGACAUUAAUAAUAAUAAUAAUAAUAAUAAUAACAAUAAUUUAAAAAUUUAGUGUGCAAAUAUCUAAUGAAUAUAAUCAAAUGCACAAUAAAAAUAAUUAACUUAAAAAAUGGUGUAAAUAAAACAUACACUGAUUAAUUACCAACGUGCCUAAAUAAGGUUGAAGUAGUAUAUGUAUGCGUUAAUAACAUUACAGUGAACACCGGCAAUUAUUGCUGGUUUUUACCAUCAUUUCUGGUGAAAGAACAAAAUUGACAUAUCUCAUCUUCCCAUCUAGUAGAAAAUACUCUGGUAAUUAGGUUGUGAUUAGUGCUGAUUUCUAAGUGAACAAUUUUCAAUAUUAUUUUCAAAUUUUUCAUUUUCAGUGCAGAUCUUGGUCCUUCAAUUGCACCAUCACUUCCUAGUUCCAGCAUACCUGACUUACCUGAUGUUGUAGAAGAAGUUAGGGGUGACACAGUACCAGUACCACCUCCGCCAGCACCUGAUUCUGCUCCUCCACCCCCUCCUCCACCUCCAGGACCAGGUGCUCCACCCCCACCCCCUCCACCACCCCCACCUCCUCCCUCAGGACCUGAUGCUGCUCCUCCUCCUCCUCCCCCACCUCCUCCCCCACCUCCUCCCCCACCAGGUGAUGGACCACCUCCAGGUAAGUUGCAGUUCCUGGCUGGAUUACCAGCCAUUUUGUGCACUUGUAAGAGUUUGUUUAGAUUUCAAAAGCUGUUUUGUUUUCGUUUUUUUGGAGGGGGUUGUAAAAUUAAAUAUUGGAAUGUGCUAGUAAGAGCAACUUUGUACCGUAUUUUAUGCACCUAUCAAUGUAAAGCCGGGGGGGGGGGCAGGGCAUGGGGUGGGGAUUUGAUUGUCUUUGUUGGCCCUGGGGUAGGGCAUUUGACUGAUCUUGUUGUCCCAGGGGAGGGGGUAUUUGAAUCUUUCUUCGCCCGAUGUGGAGAUAUUUGACUGCCGACUCGGACGAAAAAGACUGAACAUAUAUUUCCACGCUUCACGCAUGUGCCGUAUGGUUUGAAAAGAUCAGGAAGUCAUGGAGGCCAAUGAGAAAUAGCCUGUGUACAGACGUCCCCCUGUUUUAGCGUGUUUCUGAUCAGUUGAAUCUCUUAAAAUACUGUGGUAUCAAUGUAAAUGGAAGUAAAGAGAGACCAAGUCGAUUUUUGCAAGUACAGUUGAUUAGUGUAUGGCUCAUUCGCUACAAUCACAGUAAACUUAUAAAACUGACUUUCUUUGUACCCUUUACUAAGAAUGGUAUAUUUAAACUUGCAAAAUGUGGACUUUCUCAUAAAGGUUUAUGUAUUCUACGCAGUGCAACACGGAUUAUGGUUAAAACGUAUAAUUGCAGCUGUAUUAGGAACAUGUAUCUUUGGUGAUGCAGCAACGUUUAUAAAAGAUUGCAGAGUUUUAUUAGGAGAUAUUUUUAUUCUGCCUUUCUUGGGUUCUGCCUUGGGAUUGACAGCAAUGUGCAGCCUGGGGUGGGGGAAAUUUGUUGCAUUUGACUGGAAUGAUUUGCCCGUGGGCAGGGAAUUUGACUGCAAAUUUUUGAAAAAAGUCAAAUCCCCACCCCAUGCCCUGCCUCCCCAACCCCCGCUGGCAUUACAUUGAUAGGUGCAUUACCUCUAAUACCAUUGUGUUUUGAUGCCAUCAUCAUUUUUUCGAACCAAUUUUCAUUUUCCUUAGAGGUUCAAAAAAUUGUUAUUCCACCUUAGUGUUCAAAAAUAUAUGUAGCUGUAAAAAGCAGAACGUUGUUACACGUACUUCAGUUUUGUUAUAUUAGAAUUCCACUCUUACCAUUAAACCCAUCUCUGCUCCAUUUGUUCAUAGUUCACUGAAUACUACAAAGUUCUCCUCUUUGUGACAUUUAUCUGCCACCUCAAUUCUACCCUUGAAUGUAUAUUACUGACACCUGAUUACCACUGAUUUAGUUGUAACAUAUAGAUCUCAGCAUGUGUUAUUAGAGAGGACCUUAGUUUUGUCAGUGAAAAAGUUUAAAUUGAUUACUCAUUUAAAUUUGCAGCCGUCCCGUCGGAUGUCCCUGCAGCAGUUGCAUCAGAUGGCAGGGCAAACCUCAUGGAAUCCAUCCGUAAAGCUGGUGGCAAGGGGAAUGCUAAAUUACGCAGUGUCAAAGAAAGGAAGUUGAAGAAAAAAGCCGAGAAGGAGCAGUCUGCAGUGAGUGGUGGAGGUGGUGGUGACCUUAUGGGUGACCUUUUCGCAAAGCUAUCCAUGCGUCGUAAAGGAAUUUCAGGAUCUAAAGGUGACUCAGGAGGCUCAUCAGAGGCAGCAUCGGGUGGAGGAUCAGCUAUGGACAAGGUGUCGGCAAUGAUUCCUGCCCCACCCAAGACUGAUCGUUCAGAGACCAUGCAUUCAGGAGAAAGUGAUGAUUGGGAACCUUAG